Racocetra persica is the source of this 755-nucleotide messenger RNA. Lineage: Eukaryota; Fungi; Glomeromycota; Glomeromycetes; Diversisporales; Gigasporaceae. The record is from the annotation of a GenBank genome assembly.
CAGACUUAUCUAAGGUCGAACUAUUUAAAUCAUUACCCGACGUAAAGCCAUACGAAAAUCUUUUAUCAUUUAUAAAAGUAAACAAUUCCGAAGCUAAUUUAGCAAUAAAAUAUAAACAACUAGAAGGAAUAGUUAAUGAGACUAAACCAUUCCGUGUACAAUUUUAUCUUGAUGUAAGACGUAAUAAUAUCGUUUUAGAGACAUUCAUCACAGACCGAAGGAGAAAUGAAAAUUUUUUACAAGAAAUUGAGCCAUUAAAGCUGAUUGUAAUUUUUCUAAGAAAACCUGGUCAAAGUCAGAAUCUCAUAAAAAGACAGCAGAUAGUUCCAAAGAUAUUACUUGGAGAAAAUAUAUAUGAUCAAAAUACAAACAAGGAAUGUACAAUAGGUUUUUUCGCAAAAAAUAAAACAAAUCCAAAUCUAACUUACAUAGUCACUGCAGGACAUUUCACUGAUCCGGGCAAUCAAAUUUCUUAUGACGAAAAAGUAAUUGGUAGUACGGAUUUUGCCGAACUAUACCCAUUCGAUUUUGGAAUUUUUAUAAGAACUUUGUUCUUGGUGGAAGACAUGUUAACUCAGCCGGGUGAUAGUGGUGCGCCCAUCUUUUUUUAUUCAUCGGAUUUGCGCACGGUGAGUCUAGCUGGCAUACUCAUUGGAAGUCAUAACUAUACUGGAAGAUACAAAUUAUAUGGUGUAUCAGUAUCAGAAAUUCUUAAACGUGGUAAUAUAGAUCUUAUAACUUUUACUGAUAAUUAA